AUGCUGCAAAAAUGGCGCCCCUCUGGGACCUCCUCUGUCGGGAUUAUUUAUCUUCUCACCAACGCAAUAGGAAAGAAGCAGAAAGCUGAAUAUAUCAACAAGUGCCAUCUGAGCCAAGAGCAAAGCCGGGUGAUGGGGAAUAUGGUGCGCGCCAUUAUCACCGGGGACAAGGGAGACACUUGGCAGGACAACUGUGAUGAAAAGGCUGAAAAAGGUCUAGAAGAUGAGACACUAGUGGUGAUCAAUGAUUACCCACCGGCCACAAUCACAGAGCCUUCUUUUAGAUUGGGAGAGAAACUACGAGUCAUUAAAAAACAUGUAUAUUGGUGGAAAGUGCGCUCGAUGAAAACGGGAAAGGUUGACUUCAUACCUGAUAUGCACGUGGCCAAAAUAUACCAUGGGUGGCUGUUUGAGGGCGUGGAGCGACAGAAGGCGGAGGAGCUGCUGCUGUUGCCCGUGAACGGUGUGGGCUCCUUCAUGGUCCGCCAGAGCUCUACAGAAAGAGGUGUGUACUCUCUGUCCGUGAAGCACAGGAACAUUAAGCACUAUCGCAUCUACAGACUGGACAACAGCUGGUAUUACAUUUCCCCUCGCUUGACCUUCCAGUGCCUCGAAGAUAUGAUCCACCACUACUCCGAUUGUGCAGAUGGGCUGUGCUGCAUGUUGACCACUCCAUGUCUCUCUCCGGCGGCUCCGGCACAGACAGACAGCACCACCACAGCCCUGCCGGUCAUCAUGCGCCGCAACUUUGACUGGGAUAAAGUGGACAGGACGGAACUUGUGAGCCCUGAGAGCGUCAGCGACAACAUGGUGAGCUACGGAGUGAGAAACAGCAUCGCCGCACACCUCUUCUUCUCCCAGGAGCCCACCACGAGAGUCGACAGGAAGAAGAGGAGCAAAACAGUAUACGGCGCCCCACAAAAUACAGACUACAUGGACAACUUCUAG
Molecule: messenger RNA, 948 nt
Organism: Knipowitschia caucasica
Lineage: Eukaryota; Metazoa; Chordata; Actinopteri; Gobiiformes; Gobiidae
Source: the annotation of a GenBank genome assembly